AUGGCCCUUGAAGCAUCAUUUCGAGUAAGUUAUAGAAUUGCAAGAUCUGGACAAGCGCAUACAAUAGCAGAAAAUUUAAUUGGACCAUGUGCGAAAGAUAUCGCCAAAUGUAUGCUUGGGGAAAAGGCAGCAAAGAAAAUUGAGCUAGUUCCCUUAUCAAACAACACGGUGUCGCGUAGAAUUAAUGACUUGGCUAAUUAUGUGGAGAACGAACUUCUAAAAAGAAUAAAAUUGAAUUAUUUUGCAAUUCAACUUGACGAAUCGACGGAUGUAACAAAUGCCGCAGUCUUGCUUGUCUACGUUAGAUAUCUUUUUACGAAUAUUGUUCAAGAAGAUGUACUAUUUGCAAAACCUUUGAAAACCUACACAACUGGAGAAGCGAUUUUCGAUAUGAUCAAUGGGUAUUUUGAAAAGAAUGGAAUAAGCUGGUCUUAUUGUGUGGAUGUGUGUACAGAUGGUGCAAAACCAAUGACAGGAAAAUUUUCUGGUUUUGUGGCACGGGUGAAGAAGAUCAACGAGAAAAUUCAAUGGACUCAUUGUUGUAUUCAUAGACAACAAUGUGCUUUAGUAUGUAAGCGUAUUCCUGCAGAGUUAUCGACUACUUUAAGUAAUGCUGUGAAAAUUGUGAACUUUACAAAAUCGUGUGCUACAAAUUGCUGUCUAUUCCGUACGCUUUGUGAGGAUUUUGGAAGUUCUUCACACAGAAGUUAG
Molecule: messenger RNA, 711 nt
Organism: Stegodyphus dumicola
Lineage: Eukaryota; Metazoa; Arthropoda; Arachnida; Araneae; Eresidae
Product: zinc finger BED domain-containing protein 5-like
Source: RefSeq, a predicted model, not a curated record